Limanda limanda (common dab) is the source of this 1002-nucleotide messenger RNA. RefSeq names its product JunE proto-oncogene, AP-1 transcription factor subunit (gene june). The record is from RefSeq and is a predicted model, not a curated record. Gene Ontology annotation, biological process: regulation of cell cycle; regulation of cell population proliferation; regulation of transcription by RNA polymerase II. Gene Ontology annotation, molecular function: RNA polymerase II cis-regulatory region sequence-specific DNA binding; DNA-binding transcription factor activity, RNA polymerase II-specific; transcription factor binding. Lineage: Eukaryota; Metazoa; Chordata; Actinopteri; Pleuronectiformes; Pleuronectidae. Gene Ontology annotation, cellular component: transcription regulator complex. The coding region runs from base 7 to 1002 and encodes 331 amino acids. The transcript is spliced from 2 exons.
AGCGCGAUGGAGACGCCUUUCUACCACGAGGACCCCCCCGCUGUCUCCGGCUACAGACACUUCGCUGAGUUCCAGCGUUUCCCAGGAAACAAGAUGCUGAUGAGUAAGAAGUCAGCGGCGGGCAGUCAUCACUUCCCCGGCGGUGGCGCCACAGGAGGGAGGGGGGGGAACAGCUGCCUGAUGGCGGCGUCUCCGGGGGACGUGAACCUGCUGCAGCUGGCGGCGCCCGACCUGGAGCACCUGAUCAUUCAGACCAAUCAGGGACUGGUCACAACCAGCCCCGCCUCCAGCUCCACCAACCCCUUCAUCUACCGCAGCCAGGCUACCAACGAACAAGAAGGAUUCGCCGACGGCUUCGUGAAGGCGCUGGCUGACCUUCACAAGCAGAACCAGCUGGUGGGAGGCGGCCCAAUGUCCCCGUCCUCGCCCUGCUCCGCCUCCCUGCAGGCGGCCUAUCAGAGGAGCCUGAUGACCUCCGCUGACCCGCAGACGGCCUACCAGGGGAGGAGCCUGAUGACCUCCGCUGACCCGCCCGUCUACACCAACCUCAGCAGCUACCACCAGGGCCAGGCGCCUUCUGCUGGAGGGCAGGUAGCGUGCGGCGGCGGCGGCUCGGGACCCGGUGGACCACCUCAGCCUCACACCCGAGUCCUGGACGUCCCUCAGACCGUCCCCGAGGGGCCGCGCCCAUCAGGUGACCCCAUGACCCCCCCCUCCCUCUCCUCCAUCGACCUAGAGACGCAGGAGCGAAUCAAAGCCGAACGCAAGAAGCUCCGCAACCGCAUCGCCGCGUCCAAGUGCCGCAAGCGGAAGCUGGAGCGGAUCUCGCGGCUGGAGGAGAAGGUGAAGGUUCUGAAGAACCAGAACUCCGACCUGGCCUCCACCGCCUCCAUGUUGAGGGAGCAGGUCGCUCAGCUCAAACAGAAGGUCAUGAGUCACAUCACCAACGGCUGCCAGAUGUUGAUUAAACAGAUGCAGAUUUCCUCCUGUGUGCUGACAUGA